AGAAAAUGAAGAAAGAAUGGGUUUGAAAGGGAAGGUUAGGAGGUAGGGUUUUUGCUUUUAUAUGGCAAAAUGCUUGUAUUAUUCAAAUGUUUUAAUAAUUAUUGUAAAGCAGAAACAGAAAGAUUGCAUGUCAGAAAAUGUUUGUGUUAUUUAUAAUUUGACUGUACGACACCAUAUGAUUUUCAAGAAUGCGAUAUUCUGCCUACUCUGUACUACAGCCUACGUCACGGCUGCAGUUCCCCCACUCCAAUUGCAUUUCAACGAAAAUACUAUAGAUGAGUGACCAACCUUCUGUCUACUAACUUUGAUCUGUAACAGCCUAAUUGUUUGAUAAGAUGUCAGUGAAGGGAAUAUUUAACGUCGAUGGGGAAAUUUCCAUCUGAUGACAAACAGCAUGGUCCCCCUCCCCCACCGGCGCAGCGUCGCUGUGCCUAAUCAUCAAACGUUUUGUAUGCGCAAUCGAAAAAUAACCUAAACCGACCCAAUCGAAAGAUAAAGACACAGUGAAAUGGCGUCAGUGGACAACAUCUCAUUAAUCGACAACAAGCCACCAGACGACCAACGGUGGAACAAUAUCAAGCUACGUGAUGCGGGAUUGCAGUACAUUUCGAAAUCGGGAAGAAUUGUGCCAGCUAAAAAGCAACCCGGUGAAAUAUGCAACUGCCCUCAACGAUGUACGGACAAAGUACCGCACGAAAUUCGUGAAAAGCUAUUCAUUGAAUUUUACAAAAUGGCAGAUCAAGUACAUCAGAAUCGUUUCUUGCAAAAGUAUAUAGAAAUGAGGUCAGUGCAGAAGCGACUGUGGUCAGAGGAGCAUCGAGUGGAUGGUAGGCUGCAAAGAAGGGUUUCUUGCAAGUACCACAUUCCCAUUGAUGCAAAUUUCGACACAUGUCGUUCAAGAGAAAGUGACAAGGGGCAAUCCGCACAUAUUGUGAAAAAAUAUAAGAAACGUGCCAACAACAACACAGUCGAGGUAUGCCAGAAGGCGUUCAUGAACAUGUACACCAUAACAGAGAAAAGGGUUCGUUUUCUAAGAGAGAAACUAAUAAUGAAAUCAAGACAAAAUGUGAAGAAUGACACAACCCCAGCCACAGCCCCGCACAUUGAUGAAAUCGAGACUGCGUAUUCUCUGGCCAAGUAUAUGUUGAGCACAUUUGCAUCUCCUCUAUCACACAACAACUCGGCCAACAUUUCACAACAGACAAUUCUAUCCUCAAUCGAUCGUGAUAUUACUCUAGUCAACAAUUUCUUCUUCGAUCAAUUAUGGAAGCUUGAAGAAAUUGGAGAAACAAAAGGUCAAAAACCUAAUAGCACUCCAAUCGAGAUUAGUGUGGACGAUGAAAAUAACAAUAAUACAGACUGAGUUCUGUGCAUCUAUGACGGUGGAAGAACGAUUCAAACCAACUUUGUAAGAUAAAAUCUACAAUCGAAUUGUGAGAGCCUAAUUUAUUACCUGGUUCAAAUUUAUAUGGAUUUCAAUUUUAUAAACCAUUUUAUCAAUUUAAUGUAAAACAAUAAAUGAACUUUUCUCUAAAAUUUAGGACAGAGAGCAUUAAAAUUAUUUUCAUUAAAAAGUAUUAUAACGUA
Molecule: messenger RNA, 1587 nt
Organism: Nilaparvata lugens (brown planthopper)
Lineage: Eukaryota; Metazoa; Arthropoda; Insecta; Hemiptera; Delphacidae
Exons: 3
Coding region: 509-1363 (284 amino acids)
Source: RefSeq, a predicted model, not a curated record